AUGCGCUCAGUGCUGCCAUGGCUGAUGGUAGCCGGGGUGACGUCAUAUCCUCCCGACUACGGCUAUCCACCCGAUGAGCCACCACCGAAUCGAGGGGGUGACCCACUGAUCCCGCAAUAUUUGCAGCAAGUCCUAAAUGGAAUGAGCCCUAAUAAUGAGAAAGAUUCAUCGGAUGACAACGAAUACCCGACACCCAGUGUGGAGACCCUCAAAUCGGUCAACAACCUGACACAAAACGUGCUCAACCGGGCCAACAGCUAUUUGGACUCAAUGUCAGGCAUGGACGAUAGAUACGGAUCCACAAAACGUGAUGAUUCUAGCUAUGGCUACUACACAACUCCGUCGUACGAUUGGUACAGAGAACACGAGCCGCCAAAGAAGUCCUCACGAUUGGGAAUGUGGCUCGGUAUUGGAAUCGGACUCGCCGUUCUAGCAGCUAUCCUCUGCAUUGCUUUGUUCAUAUUUUGUGUUUAUCGGCGACGAAGAAUAAAACGAGGCCAGAGAUCGAUUCUACCAUUCCCUGGAAGCAAAGAAACAAACGCCUAUCAAAAGUAUGAGCACAGCCCGGCCAUGUCAAGCAUUUAUAGCCUAUCCGGCAACGAUCCAUGGGAAAUGCCAAGAUCGAAUCUCAUUGUUGAUUAUGAGAAUAAACUUGGGAGUGGAGCCUUUUGCAAUGUGUUCAAGGGUAGAAUAGUUGGCGAGGCUCCAGUUUGUCAGCUGCAACCAUCACUUCGAUCCGCGCAAUUCAGAGACUGUGAGGUGGCCGUGAAAAUGUUACCCUCUUUUGCUGAUGAUAUUGCAAGGAGUGACUUCAUGCAGGAGAUCAACUUCAUGAAAUCCCUUCGCUACCAUCUUCAUCUCGUCUCUAUGCUCGGUUACGUAUCAGACCGAAAAUCCCCAAUGCUCAUCGUCGAGUUUUGCCCACACGGAGAUCUAUUGCACUACAUUAGAGAAAGAAAGGAUUUUAUCCAAAGUGGAGUCAAUAACGAAAGCGGUGUUCGAAUCAAGGAAAUCGUUUCGUUUGCUUGGCAAAUCGCACAAGGAUUGGAAUAUCUGAAUAGCGUUGGAUGCAUUCAUCGAGAUGUUGCUGCGAGAAAUGUUCUUGUAGCUGAUAACUUUAUUUGUAAAAUCGCUGACUUUGGACUUUGUCGUUUAACCGAUUCUCUUCUUUACACAGCUCGUGGAGGUCGAUUACCGCUGAAAUGGAUGGCACCAGAAAGCCUCUCAACUUUCGAGUACUCUUUCAAGAGUGAUGUUUGGUCUUAUGGUAUUCUCCUAUGGGAACUCUUCUCUCUUGGUGAGGUGCCAUUUGGAGGAGUUCAAACGACAGAUCUCCUCAUCUAUAUUCGUGCCGGCAAUCGACCGGAUCGACCCUCGUUUUGCACGGAUGAAGUCUGGCGACUCAUCAUGACUUGUUGGCAUCUCGAGGCCGAUCGUCGACCAUCCUUCACCGAAUUGGGAAGAGAAUUCGGGAAAAUCCUUGAAAUCGCCACGGAAAAUUAUGGCUAUCUGAUCCCAACGAGUCAACGAAUCAGUCGAGACAGUCGAGAGAGUCAAAUGAGUCGAAUGACAACCGCCACUCCAAGUGAUGAGAGCAGUGAAAUCAGUGAUGUG
Mesorhabditis belari is the source of this 1614-nucleotide messenger RNA. The record is from the annotation of a GenBank genome assembly. Lineage: Eukaryota; Metazoa; Nematoda; Chromadorea; Rhabditida; Rhabditidae.